AAACGCAGAUAAAGUAACCGUAGGGAAAAGUCAAGCAGACGAUGUCCCCAACCAUUUUAGGCGGAGAAAUCGAUCAAGUAGUGACAGUAACUCUAAGCCUCGUUUCCAUCGACUUCUUCUCCAUAUCAAUCUCUCUAUUUUUCUCCAUUCCCUUAACACUCACUCUCUCUUUCACUUCACCUCAUUCUCUCAUUCUUCUUCACCUAAUAUUCUUUGGCAUUUGUCGCUAUGGCAUUGGAUUCUUCCAUGACUAUGUGCAAAUCCGUCACCUCAACCCCUGGCUUAUUCUUGCGGAGAAAUACAAGUAGUAGGAGUUUCCAAUGUACCUUUAAGGUGGGAACCAGGAUCAACUUUCCUAGGCAGAAAGCUCAGGUAACCCAAGUUAGAUGUAAAUCCAGUAAACGUGGAGGAGCCCUCGGUGCCACAUGCCGUGCUGAGAAAAUCCUGGUGGCAAAUAGAGGAGAAAUCGCUGUUCGGGUAAUCCGAACUGCUCAUGAGAUGGGAAUACCUUGUGUUGCUGUUUACUCAACCAUAGAUAAGGAUGCACUUCAUGUAAAAUUGGCUGAUGAAUCAGUUUGCAUAGGGGAAGCACCAAGCAGUCAAUCGUAUUUAUUGAUACCAAAUGUCCUAUCUGCUGCACUUAGCCUGAAUUGUACUAUGCUUCAUCCGGGAUAUGGUUUCCUUGCUGAAAAUGCAGUUUUUGUGGAAAUGUGCAGAGAUCACAGAAUCAACUUUAUUGGGCCUGAUCCUGACAGUAUUCGUGUUAUGGGUGACAAAUCAACUGCCCGAGAAACAAUGAAGAAUGCAGGUGUUCCUACUGUUCCUGGAAGUGAUGGUUUGUUACAGAGUACAGAGGAAGCAAUCAAGCUAGCACAUGAGAUUGGCUUUCCUGUGAUGAUCAAGGCCACAGCUGGUGGUGGAGGGCGUGGAAUGCGUCUUGCUAAAGAACCUGAUGAGUUUGUGAAGUUACUACAGCAAGCCAAAAGUGAAGCUGCUGCCGCAUUUGGAAAUGAUGGAGUUUAUUUGGAGAAGUACAUACAAAAUCCCAGGCACAUUGAGUUCCAGGUUCUUGCAGAUAAAUAUGGUAAUGUUGUUCACUUUGGUGAGCGCGAUUGCAGUAUCCAGAGGCGUAAUCAAAAACUUUUAGAAGAAGCGCCUUCUCCAGCAUUGACUCCAGAGUUGCGGAAGGCCAUGGGUGAUGCAGCAGUUGCUGCGGCAGCAUCUAUUGGUUACAUUGGUGUAGGAACUGUUGAGUUUCUUUUAGAUGAAAGAGGUUCCUUCUAUUUCAUGGAAAUGAACACUAGAAUCCAGGUGGAGCAUCCUGUAACAGAGAUGAUUUCCUCUGUUGACUUGAUUGAAGAACAAAUUCGUGUAGCUAUGGGAGAAAAACUUCGCUACAAACAGGAAGAUAUUGUGCUCAGAGGGCAUUCAAUUGAAUGUCGUAUCAAUGCAGAAGAUGCAUUUAAAGGGUUCAGACCUGGGCCAGGGAGAAUAACAUCAUAUUUGCCAUCUGGAGGCCCAUUUGUUCGAAUGGAUAGCCAUGUUUAUCCUGAUUACGUAGUUCCUCCAAGCUAUGAUUCAUUACUUGGAAAGCUUAUCGUAUGGGCUCCAACAAGGGAAAAAGCAAUUGAGCGCAUGAAAAGGGCUCUUGAUGACACUGUAAUUACAGGGGUUCCUACAACUAUUGAAUACCAUAAACUCAUCCUUGAUAUUGAGGACUUCAGAAAUGGAAAGGUUGACACUGCUUUCAUUCCAAAACAUGAAGAAGAGUUGGCCGCGCCACAGAAAAUGGUAUUAGCAACUGCUGCCAAAGAAUUGACUAGUGCGAGUGCGACCGCUUAGAAGGGUUAGUAUUCUUCUUGUUUAACUUCUUCAGCAUACUGGUAUAAGUCAUAUAGCAGUCAGCUUGUUGGAAAUGUUGGUAGGUGAUAAAUCAUUCAUAUUCAUUGGUGAUUCGUGGACAUGGGGUUCAUCAAGAUCCUGUUGUUCAGCUGACAUUCUAAUACAUCGUUUAUUUUCCUUGUGUUUUUUCAACCGUGAUGUGUUAUUCUUGAAACGCAAUUAAUAAUUUUCUUCAUAGUGGUUGGAAUAUACAUCCCUAAAACCCGGAAUUUGAUAUAUUAUUAAUUGAAGUUUCAAGAUUUUAUGGAUACAUUUUUCAAAA
This is a messenger RNA of Gossypium arboreum, 2164 nucleotides long. Its product is annotated as biotin carboxylase 2, chloroplastic. The record is from RefSeq and is a predicted model, not a curated record. Lineage: Eukaryota; Viridiplantae; Streptophyta; Magnoliopsida; Malvales; Malvaceae. The transcript is spliced from 17 exons. Gene Ontology annotation, molecular function: ATP binding; metal ion binding; ligase activity. Bases 229 to 1842 code for a protein of 537 amino acids.